GCUAGUGCUGUGUGGUUGUGUGCCGCUUGCUCCGCGGCAAUAGCUUUGUGAAGGCUCACGUGCAGUUCAGUUCUGAAAACCUACCUCUGUUGGGGGGAAAUCAGUGAUACUAUCAUUUCGUCUAAGAUUUAUCUCUAUUGAGACUACUUUGAAUGUGAAAGAAUGUUUGUCAUGCUUUUCGGUGAUUUAAGUAGAUAUUAAUGGAGUGAUGUUUAAUUGGAUGUGCCGCUAGAAGUCAAACCGAUGACCGCCUCCUUCGCGGCGCAUUCUUGACUCGGGCGUUGAGUUCCUUCCACGCACAUUUCUGCAGAAUGUGCUUCCUUCAUAAGGUGUUUCUUAGUUUUUGAUUUUGACUGACCAUGAAGACGUGGAAAUAAAGGAAGUAACAACGUUCGGUUGAUUUCUGUUUACAAGCGAGGCGCAACGGUCCAGCUCCCACUGUGCUCCGCAACCAUGGGUGACCUGAGCUCCUGGCACGAGAAAUCGGUGUCCUGCUCUCCACACGCGAAGAAAUUCAGCAGGAUUUCUUCUCUUUACUCGAAAACCGACAAAAUUCCCGUUACCCUCACACCUAAAGAAUGUCGCCUAAAUUUUGAACAUUCUUCCUCCAUGCCCCACGCCGGUCAAUCUGAUGCGACCAACAGCGAGCGUUUGCAAGCUCCAGUCGAAGAAGAGCCAACUCAUUCUAUAUUUAAUUUAACAAAAAGAGUUUCAAUGUGUCUAAAGCCCCGAAUCUCAAAUCGUAAAUUUAGGUAUUCAUCUCUUUUAAUUUAUUUUUUAAUCCUGUUAUCAUCUUAUAGCGGUGUUAGUGGUCACCGCUUGAAAGCCAUAAAAUAUCGCGGGCUGAGAGCGGCUGAAGAGUCCCUGAGUUCCGUAGAAGCAGUCUUCAGUACAGGAAACGAGAGCAUUGCUUUACAGCACGUCGUCUACAACACCGCUGCUGACGUGCUUUACCUUGGAGGCACCAACAGGCUGUACGAGGUCACCGCCGAUAACCUCGAGGUCAAAUCUGUUGUGGAAACUGGUCCCAGGUUUGAUUCGGCUCGGUGCCAUGCUUCCGGGUGUGGCCCAGAAAGUUCCGUGAGUCGUGCGUUAUCAGACAACAUCAACAAAGUUUUGGUGUUGGAUCCAGCAGCGUCAACACUGAUCAUGUGCGGCUCGGUUUCGCAAGGUGCUUGUCAUAAGUUUCGAACUGCCAACGUGUCUCUCACUCCUGAGUACAUUCCUCGUUCAGUAGCGGCCAAUGACCCCCACUCAUCCACCUAUGCUUUUGUCGGCCCUGAGCGUUACAAGCCGUGGGGGGGAUCCGAAGCUCUUUACGUCGGUACAACUUUCACGGCUGUCGGCGAUUACCGCCAUGACGUGCCGGCAGUCUCGACGAGAAACUUGUAUGAUCUAGACUAUGCAGAAAGCUCGUUCUUAAAACAAUCUCUAUUGCGCAUCGACGUCAAGUACCGCGAUCAUUUCCUCGUCAAAUAUGUUUACGGAUUCAACGCAUCAGAUUUUGCCUACUUCGUCACCGUUCAGAAGAAGUCUCAUUUGCCCGGCCAGGAGGAGACCGGUUACAUUUCUCGCCUGGCUCGCACUUGCAUCACAGAUGCCAAUUACGAUUCCUACACGGAGAUUACGAUGACAUGCGAGGGCCGGCAUGGGUCUUAUAAUCUCGUACAAGACGCUAAGCUCGCCUCUGCGGGCGCGGAUUUGGCUGCCAGCAUGGGCAUCCACGCCGGGGAUCCAAUUCUAGUCGCUACUUUCGCGCCGUCGGUAGGCCAUACGGCGGACGCUGAGAACGCUGCUGCCGUUUGUAUCUAUUCUGUCGCCUACAUUGAGACCAAGUUCAAUGAGAAUAUUCACAUGUGCUUUAAUGGCUCCAUGCAGUACCGCAGCAUGGAGUACAUCUCUGGACUCAUCUUGGACGGAAAAUGUCCUGAAGCCGGGACGACGGGCAACAUUUACAGUUUCUGCGAGGUUGGCCUGAAGAUCUCAGGCACGUCGCCUGCCCUGGGCAGCGCCCUGCUGGAGUUCGAACAGCGCUCGCUCACAGCCAUCCAGUCCACCACCACCGCCGCCCACACCGUUCUCUUCCUCGGCACGUCCGAUGGCUGGCUUAUUAAGGCUCUGGCGACGGGUCCCGGUAGCGGACUGCAGUACAGCGAGGAGGUUGUACACGCGGGUAGUGCCGUGCUGCCUGACAUGCCGCUGCACGAGUCCAAGCAACACCUCUAUGUGCUCACGCGUAAUCGGGUGUCGAAGUAUCGCGUAGAGCGCUGCUCCGCUCACACGGACUGCAACGCGUGUCUCAGCGCCCGGGACCCGUACUGUGGCUGGUGCUCCCUGGAGAAGCGAUGCACGGUGGCGUCAGCGUGUCAGAAGGCAUCGUUCUCAUCUCCGCGCUGGCUGAGCUUCGGCGCAGGCCAGCAGUGCAUCGACUUCGAGCGCAUCAGGCCUGAUCGUCUGCCGCUGGAUCAACUCGCCACAGUGAAACUAACGAUCCGCACCCUACCCGAACUGCCUGCCGGUGCCAAGUAUCAAUGUGUAUGGGGCUCGGCUCCCCCCACCGACGCGCAGGUCGUGGAUCAAGGCCUGCGUUGUCCAGCCCCUGCCAUCCGCUACCGACCCAGCAUCCCGCCCAGGACAGACCACACACUCGUGCCUCUUGCCGUCCGCUCCAGUGAAACAAACAAGGAUUUCGUGUCCAGGAACUUUGCGUUCUACGACUGCAGCCGCCACUCGACGUGCGGUUCGUGCGUGCGCAGCGCGUGGGCCUGCAACUGGUGCGUCUACGAGAACACGUGCACGCAUAACAGCUCCGCAUGUGGCGGCACUGUCGUGUCCGGGGAAAAUGUAAGCAUCCUGCAGCUCCUCAGACAGAAUCCUUCACAGCUGUCGACCCACGGAGCCGGUUACUGUCCCCGUUUUUGGCGGAAGGAAGACGAGCUCCUCGCCCCCGAUGGUGCGCCUACCGAAUUAUCUCUCUCGGUGCGCAACCUCCCCGUGCCCCAUUCAGGCCAGACGGGCUUCCAGUGCCUGGUGAGCAUCGAGGGCGCCACGAUGCUAGUGUCAGCCCGCGUUGUGGAGGAAGGCGCGGGGAUCGUCGUGUGCGAGGCAACCGUGUACCGCUACCAGGCCAUGACCAGCGAAUACGAAGCGCACCUCACGCUUGUGUGGAACCGCGACCACGUCGUCGACUCGCGCUCGCUGACGCUGUACAAAUGCUCGGUGCUGGGCGCGCACCGCGGCCAUGCGGACUGUUCGCUGUGCGUGACGCGGCCCUCGCGCUACCGCUGCUCUUGGUGCGGCGGCGCCUGCAACUACGCGCCGUCUUGUCCCGCCGCCGCCAGGCCGCUUCUCAGCCCCCACCACCAGGAUGACAACCACCGCAACGACGACCAGGCGCUUCUUGUUUCCGACAAGUGCCCCACGCCGCGCAUUGAUAUGAUCUUUCCUCUGGCCGGUCCCGUCGAAGGUGGCACGUUAGUCACAAUCGAGGGAAGUAACUUGGGUCUGCGAGAGGAAGACGUUCACGACAACGUCUUCAUCGGGAACGUUCCUUGCGCCGUUCGUGACUAUCACAUUUCAGUAAAGAUCAUUUGCCGCACCGCCCCAGUCUUCAGGGACUCUGACUCCCAGGAUCUGCAGUUCCCAGUCCGCGUCACUACCCCAGCAGGCACAACGACCUCCACCGUCAAGUUCACAUACACAAACAUAAGCGUGUCGGGAGUGUGGCCGUCCAUGGGUCCCGUGUCGGGUGGCACGACGCUCUCAAUCAGCGGGCGCUUCUUGAAUGUAGGCUCUGAAGUGACAGCUUUUCUGGACGACUUACCAUGCAUCGCCAAUAAGACGCAGUCGUCUUCUCAGCGUUUAGUGUGCGUCACCAGCGCCACUCAACUGCCAGGAUCUAACGGCGCAGGUGGAGGAUAUCCUCUGCAAGUGCGCACUCUUACUGUCAAACUAGACGGCGCUACUCGAGUCCUCACAACGCCCUUCACGUACACUCCUGAUCCUUCCAUUGUUGAUAUCAAACCGCUGAGGAGCACGUGGGAUGGAGGCCGCAUGAUUACUGUUCACGGAUCACACUUGAACUCGAUUCAAUCUCCAAGAAUUACAGUACUUUAUAAUGAAGAAGUUCUCAAUACAUCAGUUUGUUUUGUGCAUUCACCAGCUUUAAUGGAGUGCCCAUCGCCAACGUUAGACCAGGAUAUGGUCUUGGCCCUCAUUGAACAAGGCAACGGCCAAAGACGCCGUCGAAGACGAAGAGCUCGUGAUCGCACCUCAAUGGAUAGAACUCCAAGAGAAUCCAGUUACGCUUUUGAGGAAGUCAUUCUCGACCUUGGUUUCAUUAUGGAUGGUGUAAAAUCCGUGCAGCAUUUACGCAAACAUUUUCCGGAAGUGCGUUCCCAUGUAACUUACGUUUCUAAUCCCGUCUACUUUUCAUUCCAAGGCGGUCUCAAACUCUACAAAGGAGACACUUUAGUAAUCGAGGGUGAAUUUUUGAACGCUGCCGCUGACGAGUCAGAUGUACGCGUCACGAUAGGAACCUCUACAUGCAAUAUGACGUCUCUAGCCAGCACUCAGCUUUUGUGCUCGCCUCCUGAGGACCAACCUACCCCCACUGACGAGAGAGGUGUCACCACGUCGGAGCUUCUACCAAUGGUGGUGGUGCACGUGGGGCGGUAUCAGCGAUACCCACUCGGUGUCCUGCGCUACGAGAAAGAUGUGGGUUUCCUAUUGAGCCCCGAAGGAAUAGCUGGACUGGCCGGCGGUGCUCUCUUCAUCGUCAUCGCAUCCUUCAUCGCCAUGGGUAUCUACCGUCGUAAGUCAUCCCAAGCUGAGCGUGACUACAAACUCAUGCAGCUACAAAUGGAUAGCCUUGAGAGCCAUGUACGAACGGAGUGCAAGCAAGCGUUCGCUGAGCUGCAGACAGACAUGACAGAUUUGACAGCUGACCUGCAAGCCUCGGGCGUCCCUUUGCUCGGCCUCCGCUCGUACAUCAUGAAAGUCUUCUUCCCAGGCGUCUCUGACCACCCGAUCCUCAAUGAACCCAGGAAUUUAUCAGGCGGACGCAGUAACUACGACGUAGCGAUGUUGCAACUCGAACAGCUGAUCGCAAACAAGCAUUUCCUUGUGGUGCUUGUCGAGGCCCUAGAAGCUCAGAAGACCUUCAGCAUCCGAGACAAGGUGAACGUGGGGUCCCUGUUAACUGUGCUGCUCAUGGGACGCAUGGAGUACCUGACAGAGAUUUUACGUCUGCUACUCAGUCGCCUUAUUUACGUGACGGCAGCGAACAAGCAUCCCCAGCACAUGCUACGCAGGACCGAAACUGUCGUUGAGAAAAUACUUACCAACUGGUUUGCGCUCACCAUGUACUCCUACUUGAAGAGCGAAUCUGGCAACGCGUUAUUCCUGCUGUACAAAGCGAUCAAGCACCAGGUGGAGAAGGGGCCCGUGGACGCCGUCACCCACGACGCCCGCUACUGCCUCUCAGAGGAGCGUCUCCUUAGGGAGCAAAUCACCCACUCCCCCGUCACUAUCCACCUCCUUCACGAUGACCCUCAUUAUGAGAAAAUACCCUACCAGACCACCUACAGUACUGUGGCAGCUUACUCAGAGGAGUACGAGGAGAAGGUGCAGGUCAAGGUGCUUGACUGCGACACCAUCAGUCAAGUGAAGGGCAAAAUUUUAGAUGCGGUCUACAGAAAUUCGGCUCAAUCCAUCCGGCCUUUCGUGCACGAUCUCGAUCUCGAGUGGCGUCACGGACAAGCUGGACGAGUGACGCUGAGCGACUUCGACCGUACAAGUGUAGUGCAGAAUGGCUGGUGUCAGAUGAACACUUUGCAACACUACGGCGUCAAAGACACCGCGAUCAUGGCUCUCUUGCCUCGACAGAGCGAUUCUACGUACUCAUCUUCUAAUUGCACCGGCCACUACUCGUACGCUAACAGUGGCUGCCUCCUGGCGUCCCUUCCUUCAGGCGCCGAUGUGCCGCGUAAUGCGUACCACAUCGUGCGUCCCUCUGACGACAACACCACUUCCAUCAUUCGAGGGGACCACGGCACGCAUAAAGCCAUCCCUGAGAUCUUCCUCACUCGCCUCCUCUCCACUAAGGGAACUAUUCAACAAUUCGUAGACGACUUUUUCCGCUCAAUCUUAAGCCCAAAUGACGGUCUACCACCACCUGUCAAAUGGCUCUUCGAUUUGCUCGACAGUGAGGCCCGCGUUCACGAAAUUAAUGAUCCCGAGGUUGUUCACGCAUGGAAAUCCAAUUGCCUUCCUCUCCGUUUUUGGGUCAAUUUCAUCAAGAAUCCUGAUUUUGUUUUCGAUGUUUACAAGUCGCCAACCGUUGAAGCAUCACUGGGAGUCGUUGCACAAACCUUCAUUGACUCAUGCGCCACAACGGAACAUAAAUUAGGCAAAGAUUCUCCUUCCAACAAGCUGCUCUUCGCAAAAGAUAUCCCUCGCUAUAGAUCUAUGGUGAAAAACUUCUACCGUGACAUAGCAAGCUCCCAGCCUGUUAGCGACCAGGAGCUCGGUCAGCUGCUGCAGCAGAUGUCGGUAGCACACAUGGGCCAGUUCAAUAACCUAGCUGCCCUCAAAGAGCUGUACAUCUACAUCAGUAAAUACAGCUUGCCGAUCUUAGAGUCCCUGGAAGCUGAUCCCUGCUGCAGGGAGCUAAAUUUGGCGCACAGGCUGCAGGCGAUUCACUACAUCGUGGAAUCCUUCAGUCACUCUGGUCCCGUUUCGCCUCUACCGCCGUCACAACACAUCACUUCUCCUUCUCAUGUGUACCCUCCUACUUUCAUUAGUUCACCUACACAGCUCACUUCAGCCCACUUGGCUACUUUACCUCACGUCACCCCCACAUCGUCGUCAGGAAUGCACAUCAUGCAGGCCAUGCCACACGUCUCUUCGUCUCCUCACAUUACGUGUGCGUCACAACACUUGGCUACGUCAUGUUCACCCUCCCACCUCUCAUCCAGUUCGUCCACUCAUGGCCACUUGUCGGCUCUGGAAAUGUCGCCUCUACAUCAUUUGAACCCGACGUCUCAAAAUCAAGAGUUUCUUCACCAGCAUCAUGGAUCUACUUCAUCCUCAUCUCAGUCACACCAAACCCUGCCUUCGAACUCUUCGCAACUUUCGGAGCUAUGAAACUUAUUCUCUUAUGAUUACUUUAAGAAAGAUAUAGUAAAGGAAUAUUGCGCUGAGUGGCAGACUUGAUGGAGUGCAUUAGAAAAAGUUUACUACGCGCCGUGUCUUAGCUUAGGACUUAGUGAAGUGUGUUCACCUAGUGAUGUGUAGACAAGCGCCCUGUCAGUCAGUGCACUGUGAUCAAAUAUCAAUUAAGAGCACUUCGCUCCCAACAUUGUGAACUUUUAGUAAAUUUAUUGAGUCAACUUUUUACUUCUUAACCGUGAGUGCUAUGUUAAUAACGAUGGUUUUUCAAUCUUAAAUUCGUGUGAGAGGCAUUGAAAAGUGAUAGUUUGCUAGGCCUCGACAGUACUUACAUUAUAUACUGUAGCAAUUGCAUAGACUUUUCGGUGUUAGGUGUUGAGUAUAAGAAGCUAAGAUCAUGAACUAUGUAAACAUUGCCUUUAAACGAGCAUGACUUAUAAGUCUUCUUUGUGAAUACCAUUGCCUUAACUGUGGCAAAUACUUUGUGAUAAAGUCUAUUCUUUCUCCAUGCGUUGUUGACGCUGGCCCAUCGCUGUAUUUUCUAGAAGUUAUUCUGGUGAUAGUUUUAAUUGCCGUGCUAACUUAUUUAGGUGUCACCUUUUAUCUUUUCUGUUGAAUUUACUCCUGGACCAGCAUAUUCGCCGACAUUUUUUUUUAUUUUCAAGUAACGGAUUUCCUAUCGUUAAAGCUAACGAAUUUCCAAGCCUAUUGAUCACUGUUGAGGGCUCCAUCUUUUGCAGCAUUUUUAAAGAAGAGUCUUCGUGAUUUAAUGAUCAAUGGCUGAUUCUACUUCUAUUUGUUAAUAAUACAAUUUACUAAAACUAUUGCUGACAAACCCAUCUUGCUAAAUUUUAACUUCAUUUUGAGACAAUUUAUCAUAUUUUUGAUAUAUUUUAAAAUCGACAAUUCUCUGCUUAGCAUCUGGUUUAAAUGGCGAUAAUUGCUUUUUAUUUCAACUUAAAUAAGUAACAGUACGUUUUCUGUAUGUGCGCCAAGCAUUGCUGUAUUUGGAUGCCUCUGUGAGGUUAGAAUGAAUUUUUGUUAUUGAAAUUGAACUCUUAAGUUCAUUUCCCGACUGCGCCAAAAUUACACCCUUUUAUUUGGCAAUGAUCUGCCGGAAAAUUAUUUUAAUUGCCUUACGGAAAUAUCUUGUAAAUCAACAUAUUCACUAUCGCUUGUCACAUAAUUUUACUGUUUCUCGUUUAUUUCAGUUGGUUGUUCGUUCCAUCUUCCCUAAAAAUAUAUUUCCAUUCAUCGAUUCAGUUUUGUGUAUGUUAUUUCAAGAAAUUACAGCAGUCGAGAAAGCUUAUUGGUACAUGUAAAUAGCAUCGGUGCUAAAACUACUGCGUAAAUAUUGUUAUGAAUAUUGAAUUUCGCAUUAUCUGGUCAUUAUUAUUAUUAGUUUACGUAAACGUUAAGCGAAGGUGGCGCCGACACCUUGGCUGCCCUGUUUCUGUUUUUUUUCCUAUUUAUGGACAUUGAUUUUUGUAAAUGGCUCUUUCUUACUUUUUAAGGCUCUGAAAGCGUUUCUUCAUUCCUUAAUUUAUAUAUUCACUUGAACUGCUUUCUUCUUGUAUGAAUAAUGGGAAGAACUUCCAAGUAACGAUCAGAAUUUGAAGGUUUUUUGGUCUGCCUCCAUCAUGACCCAUAUUUUUAUUUUCAGACAAUAAUUCAAUUAUAGUUUUUGCGCACUCGUCACUUUUUAUGGAUGAUGGAAAAAUCUACCUAGCUAAAAUGUUUCUUUAUUAUUUUUUUUAAUACUUGGUUUGUUUUUUAAACCCAUUGUCCAAAAGUUUGUCUUGGAUGGACAUUCAACUCUUUUAUUCCCUCGUGUUCUUAUUGAGAUAUAACGAUUCUUUUGAAGUAAUCUUUGCCGCCUCAGUAAUGCAUAUAAAUUAUGCUACACACUUCAUAAAAUAUUGGAAUAAAGCUCUUCUCAUUUCAAAGCAUAAUAUUUUGACCAAGUCUGAGUAAUUUCCCACGCUUUCUGUUUCAGGAGCUUGUUGUUUUGCUCGCCGUGCACAAUGAACGUUAAAAAUCAACACGAUGUCUCCUACAAAUUCCUAUAACAGUUCUUCACGAAUUGACCCAUACUGUAUAUGAUGUACAGCAAGCUAACUGUUUUGUUAUUCUAAAGUAUUUUUGUAUAUGUUCGAAAAGGAAGGGCAUUGUACCAUACAGAGAAGUUUACUACAAAUAAAAUGAGUGCCAAGAAA
Messenger RNA from Hyalella azteca, 9386 nucleotides. Its product is annotated as plexin-B. The record is from RefSeq and is a predicted model, not a curated record. Bases 454 to 7146 code for a protein of 2230 amino acids. Gene Ontology annotation, cellular component: semaphorin receptor complex. Gene Ontology annotation, biological process: positive regulation of axonogenesis; semaphorin-plexin signaling pathway involved in axon guidance; regulation of GTPase activity. Lineage: Eukaryota; Metazoa; Arthropoda; Malacostraca; Amphipoda; Hyalellidae. The transcript is spliced from 20 exons. Gene Ontology annotation, molecular function: semaphorin receptor activity; protein binding.